AUGGCAAGUCUUUUGUUGCAUGGAAAGCUUCACGUAACUAUUUACGAGGUUGAUCGGCUCUCCCAUGGAGGAGGCAUCUUCCACAAGGUCAUUAUAAGCUUUGAGGAGGUUUUAAGCUUGGGAAAACAUGGCUCUAGACUAUAUGCAACAAUUGAUUUAGAAAAAGCUAGAGUUGGUCGAACUAGACUGCUAGAAGAUGCACAGUCCAAUCCUCGAUGGAAUGAGUCUUUCCACAUUUACUGUGCUCAUUUGGCUUCUCAUGUGAUAUUCACAAUCAAAGAAGACAACCCAAUUGGUGCAACACUCAUUGGAAGAGCAUACCUACCUGUUAAGGAACUCUUAAAUGGAGAAAAGGUGGAUAGAUGGCUUGAGAUCCUAAACGAACACCAUAAACCUAUAUAUGGGCAUUCAAAGAUACAUGUGAAACUACAAUUUUUCGAUUUCUCCUUAGAUCCACAUUGGUCUCAGGGAAUUAGAGGUCAGAAAUUCCUUGGAGUCCCCCACACAUUCUUCCCUCAAAGGCAUGGUUGCAAAGUUUCUCUUUACCAAGAUGCUCAUAUUCCUGAUAACUUCAUCCCAAAAACUCUUUAUGGGGGAAAGUUUUACGAGCCAUACCGAUGUUGGGAAGAUGUUUUUGAUGCCAUAUAUCAUGCGAAGCAUUUAAUUUACAUUGCAGGAUGGUCUGUGUACACUCAAAUCACCUUAGUGAGGGACAAACAGAGGCCAAAACCUGGAGGGGAUAUGACACUAGGGGAACUUCUUAAGAAGAAAGCAAAGGAAGGUGUAAGAGUACUAAUGCUUGUUUGGGAUGAUAGAACUUCCGUCAAGUUACUCAAGCAAGAUGGACUAAUGGCCACCCAUGAUAAAGAGACUCAAGAUUACUUUCGAAAAACUGAUGUUCAUAUCGUGUUGUGUCCUCGAAACCCCGACAACGGGCACAGCAUUGUCCAAGACUUGGAGAUAUCCACCAUGUUCACACACCAUCAAAAGAUUGUUGUGGUGGAUUAUGGAAUGCCUAAUAAGGUGAACUCAGAGCAAAGGAGGAUUGUGAGUUUCAUAGGGGGACUUGAUCUUUGUGAUGGAAGGUAUGAUACUCCCUUUCAUUCCCUAUUUAGGACACUCAGUACGACACACAAUGAUGAUUUUCACCAGCCUAAUUUUGCUGGAUCCUCAAUUUCCAAGGGCGGGCCAAGGGAGCCUUGGCAUGAUGUGCAUUGUAGACUAGAAGGACCUAUUGCCUGGGAUGUUUUGUUCAAUUUUGAACAAAGGUGGAGGAAACAAGGUAACAACAAGGAACUUCUUCUCCCAUUGAGGGAACUUGGUGAUAGAAUCAUUCCCCCAUCUCCAGUUAUGUUCCUAAAAGAUCAUGAGACAUGGAAUGUCCAAUUACUCCGAUCCAUCGAUGGUGGGGCAACUAUCGGGUUCCCUGAAACCCCCGAGGAUGCAACUAGGAUAGGGCUUGUUAGUGGCAAAGACACUGUAAUCGACCGAAGCAUUCAAGAUGCUUAUAUCAACGCCAUUCGUCGAGCAAAGAACUUCAUUUACAUUGAGAAUCAGUACUUCUUGGGAAGCUCUUUUUCUUGGAAUUCAUAUAAGGAUCACCUCAAGGUUGAGGAGGUGGGUGCCCUACAUCUCGUACCAAAAGAGCUUUCUUUGAAGAUUGUUAGCAAGAUUGAAGCAGGUGAAAGGUUUGCAGUGUACAUCAUCAUUCCAAUGUGGCCGGAGGGAAUUCCAGAAAGCCAAUCUGUGCAAGCAAUACUAGAUUGGCAAAAAAAGACAAUGGAGAUGAUGUAUAGAGAUAUAGCUCAAGCCUUGCAUGCCAAGGGACUUGAUGCCAAUCCGAAAGAUUACUUGAUGUUCUUUUGCCUAGGAAAUAGGGAGAUUAAGAAGGGUGGAGAGUAUGAACCCUCAAAGAGACCAGAAGAUGGUACUGAUUAUAGUAAAGCUCAACAAGCUAGGCGGUUUAUGAUCUAUGUUCACGCCAAGAUGAUGAUCGUUGAUGACGAAUACAUAAUCCUUGGAUCAGCCAACAUAAACCAAAGAUCAAUGGACGGUGGCCGGGACUCAGAGAUUGCAAUGGGAGCCUACCAACCGCACCACCUGGCCACCGGAGCUCCGGCGAGAGGUCAAAUCCAUGGCUUCCGAAUGGCACUAUGGUAUGAGCAUCUAGGCAUGCUGGAGGACGCCUUCCUUCACCCGCAAACCCUAGAUUGCGUCCGGCGGGUGAACCACAUUGCCACCGAGUAUUGGGAGCUCUUCUCCAGCGACGUCCCGAACGGUGACUUGCCAGGCCACCUGCUCAGCUACCCUGUCGGAGUCGCAAGCGACGGGGAGAUCACAGAGCUUUUUCCUGGGUUAGAGUUCUUCCCAGACACCAAGGCUCCUAUUCUCGGAUCCAAGUCUGAGUACCUUCCUCCAAUCCUCACUACAUAA
Messenger RNA from Malania oleifera, 2433 nucleotides. Its product is annotated as phospholipase D alpha 1-like. Gene Ontology annotation, cellular component: plasma membrane. Bases 1 to 2433 code for a protein of 810 amino acids. Gene Ontology annotation, biological process: phosphatidylcholine metabolic process; phospholipid catabolic process. NCBI's taxonomy places the organism in Eukaryota, Viridiplantae, Streptophyta, Magnoliopsida, Santalales, Ximeniaceae. Gene Ontology annotation, molecular function: D-type glycerophospholipase activity; calcium ion binding. The record is from RefSeq and is a predicted model, not a curated record. The transcript is spliced from 3 exons.